This is a messenger RNA of Spodoptera frugiperda (fall armyworm), 734 nucleotides long. It is a transcript of the gene mRpS18B, whose product is annotated as 28S ribosomal protein S18b, mitochondrial. Gene Ontology annotation, biological process: mitochondrial translation. Gene Ontology annotation, cellular component: ribosome; mitochondrion. The record is from RefSeq and is a predicted model, not a curated record. The coding region runs from base 125 to 682 and encodes 185 amino acids. NCBI's taxonomy places the organism in Eukaryota, Metazoa, Arthropoda, Insecta, Lepidoptera, Noctuidae. The transcript is spliced from 2 exons. Gene Ontology annotation, molecular function: structural constituent of ribosome.
UAAUCAUAUUGUUAUUCGAAUGUUAGGUUAUGUAUGUGUCAAAUGUUUGGUUUUUGAGUUAACCAAAAUUUGGAAUUUGAUAUAAAAAAUUGGAUAAUUUUGUCUGGACGCAUAAUAUAUUACUAUGGCACUUUCGUUCAACGCUCGUUCACUAUUUAGAAGAGUGGUGUUAUCUGAUUUUAGGACCAAUAUUCGGUUUUAUUCAGACCAAACAGAGGAACCUACUGAAGAGCUAAAAGAAGUUGAUCCAACUAAAGACAGAACAAAAAUAAUACCCGUUGAAACUAGCAUUAAAUAUAUGCAGAGUAAGGCUUAUCAGCAAGCUUAUGGAGACAAAGCAAUUUGGACAUUAUACCGACGUAAUCACAUCGGUGGUUUUGCUCCACGUAAAACCAGGCAAACUUGUGUCAGGGGCGGAAUAAUAUCUACUGGUAAUCCCUGCCCCAUCUGCCGAGAUGAAUAUUUAGUUUUAGAUCACAGGAACACAAAACUUCUGGAACAAUUUAUUUCGGAGCACACUGGACAGAUAUUGGAUGCAUUCAAAACUGGUCUAUGCCAGAAGAAACACAAGGAGUUAUUGGUCGCUAUUGAGAGGGCCUGGGACCAGGGCUAUCUCACUUAUGAUGUUCCAUUCAGGGAGUAUGAUUACUCUUUAUACAAUAAAACUGCAAAUACUGUUUGAAUACCUGUAUAAUAAUAUAUUAGUUUAAAUAAAAAUAGAACAUAUAGUUGAA